CGGCCCGGGCGCUGCGGCCUCGCAGACCCAGAGCCGGCCUCCGCCACCCGCGCACCCGGGCCUUGACCCCGCAGCCACGCGCAACCCUUGGCGCUAUGGACCCUGCGCUGGCCGCGCAGAUGAGCGAGGAGGUGGCGGAGAAGGUGCUCCAGUACCGGCGGGACGAGUCAGGAUGGAAGAUUUGCCGGGAAGGCAAUGGAGUUUCAGUUUCCUGGAGGCCAUCUAUGGAGUUUCCAGGGAACCUGUACCGGGGAGAAGGAAUCGUGAACGCGACACCAGAGAAGGUGUGGGGCUGCAUCAAGCCGCUUGCUGGGACCCUUCGGGACAAGUGGGAUGAGAAUGUGAGCAGCUUUGAAAUUAUCGAAAGCCUCACUGAUAUGCUCUGCGUGAGCAGAACCGCCAGCCCCUCAGCCGCCAUGAAGCUCAUUUCCCCCAGAGACUUCGUGGACUUGGUGCUCGUCAAGAAGUAUGAGGAUGGGACCCUCAGUUCCAAUGCUGUCAACGUGGAGCACCCAUUGUGUCCCCUGAAGCCAGGUUACGUGAGAGGCUUUAACCACCCUUGUGGCUGCUUCUGCGAGCCUCUGCCAGGGGAGCCCGAGAAGACCAACCUGGUCACAUUCUUCCAGACCGACCUCAGCGGCUACCUCCCACGGAGUGUGGUAGACUCCUUCUUCCCCCGCAGCAUGGCGGGGUUCUACGCCAACCUGGAGAAAGCCGUGAAGACCUUGUACAACUGACGUUCUCACCUACUGGCCGAGGGCUCCCGUGACUCACGCAGAGCUCCCAAUGGCGGGGUACCGGAGA
Zalophus californianus (California sea lion) is the source of this 804-nucleotide messenger RNA. RefSeq names its product StAR related lipid transfer domain containing 5 (gene STARD5). Gene Ontology annotation, molecular function: lipid binding. The transcript is spliced from 6 exons. The record is from RefSeq and is a predicted model, not a curated record. The coding region runs from base 96 to 737 and encodes 213 amino acids. NCBI's taxonomy places the organism in Eukaryota, Metazoa, Chordata, Mammalia, Carnivora, Otariidae.